This is a messenger RNA of Nerophis lumbriciformis (worm pipefish), 990 nucleotides long. NCBI's taxonomy places the organism in Eukaryota, Metazoa, Chordata, Actinopteri, Syngnathiformes, Syngnathidae. The record is from RefSeq and is a predicted model, not a curated record.
GGCAUGGGGAGUGGAGUCCACGAUCAACAUGCAGCACUCAACCAGGGAGAAGUGCUGCCUCGGGCUUCCAAGCAGUCUGAAGUGAGCUAUGGCCUGAAGCAGACCCGCUCUGUCAUCAACUCGCUCUUCUCGGGGGCUUUGGCGGGAGCUGUGGCCAAAACAGCUGUCGCUCCAUUGGACAGGACUAAAAUCAUCUUUCAAGUGUCUUCAGCUAGAUUCUCAGCAAAAGAGGCCUACAGGUUAAUCUACCGCACAUACCUUAAGGAUGGCUUCUUCAGUCUAUGGAGGGGCAACUCUGCCACCAUGGUGCGAGUCAUCCCAUAUGCUGCCAUCCAGUUCUGUGCUCACGAGCAGUACAAAAGGCUCUUGGGAGACUACUAUGGCUUUCAGGGGAAGGUCCUCCCUCCACUGCCAAGGUUACUGGCUGGGUCAAUGGCCGGCACCACUGCAGCCAUGUUAACGUACCCUCUUGACAUGGUGCGAGCGCGCAUGGCUGUCACACCAAAAGAAAUGUACAGCAACAUCCUUCAUGUGUUUGUUCGGAUCUCCCGGGAAGAAGGACUGAAGACCUUGUAUCGAGGUUUUACGCCCACCAUACUGGGUGUAGUCCCUUAUGCGGGCCUCAGCUUCUUUACCUACGAGACAUUGAAAAAGCUUCAUGCAGAGAGAAGCGGGCGCCCACAACCCUACUCGUACGAACGGCUAGCCUUCGGGGCCUGCGCCGGCCUCAUUGGUCAGUCGGCGUCCUACCCUUUGGACGUGGUACGUCGGCGGAUGCAGACGGCGGGGGUCACGGGUCACACUUACGGCACCAUCUCGGGAACCAUGAGGGAAAUUGUCGCCGAGGAAGGUGUUAUCCGAGGACUCUAUAAAGGCCUCAGUAUGAACUGGGUCAAAGGGCCUAUCGCGGUGGGAAUCAGCUUCACCACUUUUGACCUUACUCAGAUUCUCCUGAGGAAGCUGCACGAGAUGGGCUACACCUCUCGGUAA